CAAUGGAUCUCUUCUCUCUCCAAAACACCACCGCUAUGGUCACCGGCGGCACCCGAGGCAUCGGCCAACAAAUGGCCAUUGCCCUCGCCGAAGCGGGCAGCGAUGUGGUUCUCGUGCAGCGCGACACCACCAACACCGAAACCAAAACCAUCAUCGAAUCCCUCGGCCGCAAAGCAACCAUCUACCACGCCGACCUCUCCUCCCGAGAAUCCGUCUCCGCCCUCACCCCAACCAUCCUCUCCGACGGCCACGACAUCAACAUCCUUGUCAACUGCGCGGGAAUCCAACGCCGACAUCCCAGCCAUCUUUUCCCCGAUACCGACUGGGAUGAGGUCCUCCAAACCAACCUAACAACCGUAUUCACCCUCUGCCGCGACAUCGGCCGAUACAUGCUCACGCGCGCCCCCAGCCCCCACGACAACCACCGCGGCUCAAUUAUCAACGUCGCCUCGCUCGUCUCCUUCCAAGGCGGGCUCACCGUCCCCGCCUACGCAUCCGCCAAAGGCGGCGUGGCGCAGCUCACCAAGGCCUUGUCGAACGAAUGGGCCGCGCAGGGUAUAAAUGUCAAUGCUGUGGCCCCGGGCUAUGUCGCUACGGAGAUGAAUACCGCGUUGUUGAAUGAUGAGCAGCGCGCCAGGAGUAUUCUGGAACGCAUCCCGGCGGGCAGGUGGGCGACCCCGCAGGAUUUUAAGGGCGUCGCGGUGUUUUUGGCUAGUCGGGCGAGUAGGUAUGUUUCGGGGAGUGUGGUGGUUGUUGAUGGGGGGUGGAUGGGGAGGUAG
Messenger RNA from Aspergillus heteromorphus CBS 117.55, 779 nucleotides. Its product is annotated as 2-deoxy-D-gluconate 3-dehydrogenase. The transcript has 3 exons. The record is from RefSeq and is a predicted model, not a curated record. Gene Ontology annotation, molecular function: oxidoreductase activity, acting on the CH-OH group of donors, NAD or NADP as acceptor. Lineage: Eukaryota; Fungi; Ascomycota; Eurotiomycetes; Eurotiales; Aspergillaceae. The annotation marks the transcript as partial.